UUUUAAGUUUCUAAUUUUUGUAAAUUCAAAAGUAAAAAUCUACGCAAAAAACUAAAAAAACAAAAUGGCAUCAGAAUUGGAUCAAUUUGCCGAGUUGGAAUUGUCAAAGGAAGAUCGCGAACAAAUAUUUGAUCCGCCUUUGGAUCGACCGCCGUUGGAAGGUGCUGGCACCUCAAGCAUUUCAACAUCGAAAAUUCUUAUUAGCGGCAUACCGCUGCAAACGCGUUUUGAAGACAUCGAACCUCUACUGAAGCCAUACGGCAUCGUCAAACAGUGUGAGGCUGUCUCUAGUAAGGACCCCAAUACUCAGACUGUACAUAUAACAUUCGAAAAUCCCGAUCAGGCUCAAAGAGCUGCUGGCGGAUUGAACGGUGUCGAAUUCGAGGGCAAUAAAUUGCACUCCGAGCCAUUGGAUAAAAAUCAACGUCGUACUAAUCGCAACCAACGCAAUCCAUAUCCCGGUAUGCCAGGACCCGGACGUCAAGCUGAUUUUCCGCUGCGCAUUCUUGUGCAAAGCGAAAUGGUUGGCGCCAUUAUUGGCCGUCAAGGUAGCACCAUACGUACGAUAACACAACAGAGUCGCGCACGUGUCGAUGUGCAUCGGAAGGAGAAUGUCGGUUCGCUAGAGAAGGCCAUAACCAUUUAUGGUAAUCCGGAGAAUUGUACAAAUGCAUGCAAGCGAAUUUUGGAGGUGAUGCAACAGGAGGCCAUCUCAACGAAUAAGGGCGACAUCUGUUUGAAAAUUCUCGCCCACAACAAUCUCAUCGGUCGCAUUAUUGGCAAAAAUGGCAACACCAUAAAGCGUAUCAUGCAAGAGACAGACACCAAGAUCACCGUCAGCUCGAUCAAUGACAUCAGCAGCUUCAAUUUGGAACGCAUAAUUACGGUUAAGGGCCAAAUUGACAAUAUGUCACGUGCCGAAGCGCAGAUUAGCUCGAAAUUGCGUCAAAGCUACGAGAAUGACUUGCAAGCAAUGGCACCACAAUCGCUUAUGUUCCCCGGCCUCCAUCCGAUGGCCAUGAUGUCGACACCCGGCAACGGUAUGGUCUUCAAUCCCAGCAUGCCAUAUCAAUCGUGCCCGGGCUUCCCGAUGUCUAAGACACCGGCGAGCGUGGUGCCGCCCGUCUUCCCCAAUGACAUGCAGGAGACCACAUACCUCUAUAUACCGAAUAAUGCGGUGGGUGCGAUUAUCGGCACCAAGGGCUCACAUAUACGCAGCAUAAUGCGUUUUUCGAAUGCCUCGCUCAAGAUCGCCCCGAUCGACACCGAUAAGCCGGCCGAUAUGCAAACCGAACGAAAGGUGACGAUCGUCGGUACGCCGGAGGGUCAAUGGAAGGCGCAGUAUAUGAUUUUCGAAAAGAUGCGCGAGGAGGGUUUCAUGUGCGGCACCGAAGAUGUGCGACUAACUGUCGAAAUAAUGGUGGCCAGUUCGCAGGUGGGCCGAAUAAUUGGCAAGGGCGGUCAGAAUGUUCGUGACUUGCAACGCGUCACUGGCAGUGUAAUCAAACUGCCAGAGCAUGCGGUGGCGCCAGCAGCGGGUGGUGAUGAGGAGACGCCCGUGCACAUAAUUGGUCAAUUCUAUAGCGUGCAGUCGGCACAGCGUCGCAUACGUGCCAUGAUGAUGUCGACGAAUCCGCCGCCGGUUACCAAGAAGCAAAAAGCUGCCAAAGAACAGUCCGCCGCCGCCGCCGCUGCAGCAGCUGCUGCCGCUGCCGGCAGUGGGACUCAGCAACUGCCGCAGCAACAGCAGCAGCAGCAGGUAACACAGCAACAGCAGCCACAACCAUCACUGCAACAGCCGCAGCAGUCGCAACAACAGUCGCCACAGCAACAACAACCACAACAACAACAACAACCAUCUGCGUCAAGUCAGUAAGCAAAGUAGUAAAACAAAAACAAAAAUAUACGCGUUUCAAUUCGUUUUGUUGAAGCAUUUUUAUUAUAUAAUAUUUUUUUAUUUUUAUUAUUAUUAUUUUUUUAUUAAAUUAAAUGCAGAGAAAUGUGUAUGAUGAUGUAUUUAGGUUUUCUAAUAUACUAUAAACAUAAUUAUUAUUAUGAACAAUAUUUCUUUUUUAAACAUCAAUAAUGAUUGAUCGUCGAUGUGGACAUUAAUGAUGAUGAUUAUAAUGAUUAUGAUGAUAAUGAAAGAAAAAAUAGUAAUGAUGUCAAGAACAUAGUAAUGAUGAUUUUUGUCAAGCAUAAAAUUUAAAACAAAAGAGAAAUAAUUUUAGAAGAAACAGAAAAAGCAUUCAAAGAAGACAACCAGCCUAAUUUACAUUAAAGCAAAAAUAAAAAUAAAACAAAAAACAAUUAUAAUUCAAAAAUGCAGUCAAAUAAACAAAAAAAAAUAUUAUGAAUGUUAAACCAUAACAAAAAAUAAAAACAUUAUGAGCAGCGCUAAUAAAUCCGGCAGACGAAAAAACAAAAAAAAACACAAAUUUGUUCGCUUAAAUAACAAAUAAGAAACAUUAGGCGCGAAAUUAAGAACAACUACAACAAUUAAUAAUACGAAAAUACAAAAAUUACAAGUCGGAAACAAAAACAUUCAGAAAGAAAAUAAA
This is a messenger RNA of Rhagoletis zephyria (snowberry fruit fly), 2561 nucleotides long. It is a transcript of the gene Imp, whose product is annotated as IGF-II mRNA-binding protein. Lineage: Eukaryota; Metazoa; Arthropoda; Insecta; Diptera; Tephritidae. Gene Ontology annotation, molecular function: RNA binding. The record is from RefSeq and is a predicted model, not a curated record.